This is a messenger RNA of Stegostoma tigrinum, 1867 nucleotides long. RefSeq names its product guanylate-binding protein 3-like. The transcript has 10 exons. NCBI's taxonomy places the organism in Eukaryota, Metazoa, Chordata, Chondrichthyes, Orectolobiformes, Stegostomatidae. Bases 92 to 1789 code for a protein of 565 amino acids. The record is from RefSeq and is a predicted model, not a curated record. Gene Ontology annotation, molecular function: GTP binding; GTPase activity.
UACUGAGGCACUCAGAGGAACCAGCUCAGAUGCAGUUUCGUUUAGACACAGACAGAACACGGCGAUUACUAACCAGUGGAUAGUCAACAGGAUGGAAUCAUACACAGAAAUGGAAUCUCCGAUAGCCCUGGUUGUAAAUUCACCCGAUGGGAGCCUGUCAGUGCAUCAACCUGCUGUGGAUUUGUUAAAGACCAUUGAUCAGGCUUUGGUAGUUGUUGCUAUAAUCGGGAAAUAUCGGACAGGAAAAUCAUAUCUGCUGAACCGCCUUGCUGGAAAACAGAAAGGGUUUGAAAUUGGAGGCAGCGUCCAGUCAGAGACGAAGGGAAUCUGGAUGUGGGCCCUCCCACAUCCACGGAUGGAAGAUUGCUGUCUGCUACUGUUGGACACUGAAGGUCUUGGAGAUGUGGAAAAGGGAAAUGUAAACAAUGAUAACAAGAUUUUCGCACUUGCAGUUCUGCUGAGCAGCAUGUUCGUGUAUAACAGCAAAGGAACAAUCGACCAACAGGCUCUACAGGACAUCAAUUAUGUGACAGAACUGACCAAAAUCAUCCGAUCUAAAUCUGGAGAGAAAGAUGACCAUGGAGAAGAAUUCAUGCAAUACUUUCCUGGCUUUGUGUGGGUCGUACGGGAUUUUUGUCUGGAGCUGAAAAUUAACAAGAAAGAAGUAACAGCAGAUGAAUAUUUGGAAAAUGCCCUUAAACUGAAAGAAGGUGAAGGUCCGGAUAUUGAGAACUUUAACUUGCCACGACGAUGCAUCAGAUAUUACUUUCCUUCCAGGAAUUGCUUUGUGUUUGACACACCUGGAAAUAAACGUGUGCUUCGGAAUAUCGAAACAGUCGAUGACAAAGAGCUGGAAGAAGAUUUUGUUCAAAUCAGUAACAAGUUCUGUGAAUUUAUUUACACAAUGGCAAUGAAGAAAACUGUUCCUGGUUUUGGGAGCAAAGUGUUCACUGGAACAAUGUUUGCACAACUGUUGACCGCAUACACUGACCUGUUCAGGCGAGGAGAGCUUGCAUGUCUUGACCAAGUUGUUCAGUCAUUGACAGAUACAGAGAAUGAAAAAGCAGUGAAGGAAGCUGAGAAACUCUUUGAAGAGCAGAUGGAAAAACUGGUUACUCUCCCAACGGAAACUGCUGAAGAACUGAAUGACAUUUAUACGAAAUGUAACAAAGAAGCAUUUGAUAUGUUCCUGAAACGUGCUUUAGGAAACAGUGAGAGAUACAGAGACAAACUACAGGGAGCCAUUGAUGCAACAUUUGAUGAUUAUUGUAAAAGAAAUGGAGCGGAAUCUAGCAAGAAAUGCAGAGGGCUACUGAAGGAACUAUUUCAGGAAAUUGAUGUGAACUUUGCAGCAAAUGUCUACUUAUUGCCUGGUGGAUACUCGGAGUAUUUGAAAGAUCGAACUAUAGCUAUCAAUCGCUAUAAUCAGACACCACAAAAAGGAGUGAAGGCAACUGAUGUUCUUGAAGAAUUUCUAAAACAGAGAAAGAGUGAAUCUGAAAACAUUCGUAUGAUGGAUGAGGACCUCACGAACAGAGAGCGGAAAGUGGAGGUUGAGAAAGAAAGACAGUCCCUGGCAGAGCUACAAAAGGCUGCGAUGGAGCAACAGACGAAAAUGAUGAAAAGCAUUUUGGAAGCUGUGGCACAAAAUAAUAAUAACAAUCUGACAAAAUUUAUGGAAAUGCUGAGACAAGAAAGAGAAUUACAAAUGAAACAACAGGAGCAAAUUACAAGAAAACAACAAGAAAUUGAAAAUAUGUCAAACAAAACAUCAUGUGUUAUACAAUAAAGAAACAAUGGAUUGGGAAACAAGACAAAAUUGUGCCCAUAUGCAUGAAUUUUUUAUUUGUUUUCAAAUUUUAAUGAA